CGCGGCUGAGGGAGCCACAGCGCCGGCCCGGCUCAGCCCCCCGUUGGACGCCGACCUGAGGAGCCGGAAUGAUGUAUUUGGUGCCUUGGACGUGAAAUAAGCAUAAUUCUGCUGCUGUAAGCAUAGGGCUGAGGACCGAUGUGGGAAAUAUGGACCUAAUGAAUGGGCAGACGAGCAACGUUAAUAUUGCAGCUACUGCUUCUGAGAAGAGUAGCAGCUCUGAGUCACUAAGUGACAAAGGUUCUGAACUGAAGAAAAGUUUUGAUGCUGUGGUAUUUGAUGUUCUCAAAGUUACACCAGAGGAAUAUGCGGGUCAGAUAACACUCAUGGAUGUCCCAGUAUUUAAAGCUAUUCAACCAGAGGAGCUGUCAAGUUGUGGAUGGAAUAAAAAAGAGAAGUAUAGUUCUGCACCAAAUGCAGUAGCCUUCACAAGGAGAUUUAAUCACGUAAGCUUUUGGGUUGUAAGAGAGAUUCUUCAUGCACAAACAUUAAAGAUAAGAGCUGAAGUUUUGAGCCACUAUAUUAAAACCGCCAAGAAACUGUAUGAGCUGAAUAAUCUACAUGCCCUUAUGGCAGUCGUGUCUGGUUUACAAAGUGCCCCCAUCUUCAGACUCACCAAAACAUGGGCGUUACUGAGUCGAAAAGACAAAACUACCUUUGAAAAGUUGGAAUACGUUAUGAGUAAAGAAGAUAAUUACAAAAGACUUAGGGAUUAUAUCAACAGUUUGAAGAUGACACCUUGCAUUCCAUAUUUAGGUAUCUAUCUGUCUGAUUUGACAUAUAUUGACUCAGCAUAUCCAUCUACUGGCAGCAUCUUGGAAAGCGAACAAAGAUCAAAUUUAAUGAACAACAUCCUUCGAAUAAUUUCAGAUUUACAGCAAUCCUGUGAAUAUGAUAUUCCCAUGUUGCCUCAUGUCCAAAAAUAUCUAAACUCCGUUCAGUACAUAGAAGAGCUACAAAAGUUUGUGGAAGAUGACAAUUACAAACUUUCAUUAAAGAUAGAGCCAGGGACCAGUACACCACGUUCUGCUGCUUCCAGGGAAGAUUUAGUAGGUCCUGAAGUAGGGGCGUCACCACAGAGUGGACGAAAAAGCAUUGCAGCAGAAGGAGCCUUGCUACCCCAAACACCCCCAUCACCUAGGAACCUGAUACCACAUGGCCACAGGAAAUGCCAUAGCCUGGGCUACAAUUUUAUUCACAAAAUGAACACAGCAGAAUUUAAAAGUGCAACAUUCCCUAAUGCGGGACCAAGACAUCUAUUGGAUGACAGUGUCAUGGAGCCCCACGCACCGUCCCGGGGGCAGGCUGAGAGCUCAACUCUUUCCAGUGGAAUAUCAAUAGGUAGCAGUGAUGGUUCAGAACUUAGUGAAGAAACUUCAUGGCCUGCUUUUGAAAGGAACAGAUUAUACCAUUCUCUCGGUCCGGUGACAAGAGUGGCACGAAAUGGCUAUCGAGGCCACAUGAAGGCCAGCAGUUCGGCUGAAUCUGAAGAUUUGGCUGUGCACUUGUACCCAGGAGCAGUUACAAUUCAGGGUGUUCUCAGGAGAAAGACACUAUUAAAAGAAGGCAAAAAACCUACGGUAGCAUCUUGGACGAAAUAUUGGGCAGCAUUAUGUGGGACUCAGCUUUUUUACUAUGCUGCCAAAUCUCUGAAGGCUACAGAGAGAAAACAUUUUAAAUCUACAUCUAACAAGAAUGUGUCAGUGGUAGGGUGGAUGGUGAUGAUGGCUGAUGACCCCGAACACCCAGAUCUCUUCUUACUGACAGACUCUGAGAAAGGAAACUCAUACAAGUUUCAAGCUGGUAAUAGAAUGAAUGCAAUGCUGUGGUUCAAACAUCUGAGUGCAGCCUGCCAAAGCAACAGACAACAGGUUCCUGCCAACUUGAUGACUUUUGAAUAAAAGCCUGAGAGCCUGAAAAAGAAGACUUGAUGAACUAUGGACUGUGUGUUGCCCUUAAGUAGGGGAGAGGACCCGUGCCAGCUAACAAACUUAAUUCCGUGCCAGGACAGAGCCAAGACGCUCAGUCUCAAGACUUUGGAGUACUGAACAAACAAAAAAAGCACUAAUUUCAGGGAAUGGAGUCACAGUUAGUGAUGUUCCCAGAGUGAAAUUUGGAGUUGAAACAUGAACUGCCAUGGACCAUGCUUCUUAAUUAUCUCUGAACUGACCUGUGGAAACCACUGCCUUAAAGAGUGAAAGGAAAACCAACAAGAAACACCAAAUAGUGUGUGUGAAUCUUCUGGCGGUGCUGUGCUUGAUAGAUUGUAGCUAGUUUGCAUUUCUUUUAACUUUGUACUAAUUUUGGAGGGGGGAAAAAAUCACCUUUUUUAGAUAUUCUUUAAAAAGAGUAAAACAUUUCUUAGGGGUUGCAACGAGCUGAGUUUGAACUGGGGAUAUAAAGGUACUUUGAGUUCUAGGGAUUAUACCAGCAGCCCUCUUUAGGAGCUUGUUUCAGUCUCCACUGUUCAGCCCCACUCAUUCUCUCAGACCAGGUGUGUAAGAACUGUAAUAUUGUGAAGCUUUGGGUGUUUUUUUUUAAACACUAAACUUGCAAACCUUAGUACUAUAUGGGAACAUCAUUUCCUGAAAGAGACACAAAGGCCGAAUGUUCAUACACCAGACAGGUUUCUUUGUUAAUAUGGUAGAGAACAAGGUUGUUUCUAACUGUUUAGAAUACAGGCUAGUAGUCUAAUUCUUUGUGUUAGUGUACAACCAGAAGGUAUACUUAGGAGAAAACUACUGUUUUCCUGUCCUAGGCAUUUUCCUGCCUAAGAUGGUUUUCACAGUACCACAUCUAAAAAUUAGGAUGGUGUUUUCCUUAGAAGUCUAUUUUCCAACCUCUUUUAAUUGGUGUCAUUAGUCUGUCUGAUUUCAAAGUGUUAUGUACCUGUUGGUUUCAACCUUCAGGAGUUUUCAUUUUGCAGUGUUCAAAGUGCACAGUGCCAGAGUUUUUUUCUUUAUUAUUAUUUUCAGCUAACAUUAACAUUCAAGGUGAGCUUCAGUAGCACUUUGACUUUAAGAACAAGGAAAACCUUUUCUAAGUCUUAAGGCCCAUAAAAGCAAUUAUUUUCAAAGGGAAAAAAGGAGAAUGAAUGAAUUGAAAGAUGGGCAUUCCUUGUAAUGAAAAAGACCCCAUUCACUGUUUAGGUCACUUGCAAAACGUUAGUCUGAUUUACCUUGGGUGUGUGUUUGUAGUCACAAAACUGUGUCUUCUUUGGAAUGCCUCAUCAAGUUGCAAAAUGGAUGUAUGAGGGUGUGGAUAUUGAAAUUGUUACACAAUCUAAAUCUUCAUCACCUUGGAAAAGAACUUUCACUAAAAGGAAUACCAGGAAAUGAGUUUUGGGGACUCUAAAUUUCUAAGACAAUCCACAGUGGUUAAUAUUUCUAGUAAUUGAUCUAUUUGUACAUCUCUUUCCACGAUUUUGUUUUAUGAAGAAACAGUAGUUGUGUGCAUUCAUAGUCGCAAUAUUU
Molecule: messenger RNA, 3473 nt
Organism: Tachyglossus aculeatus (Australian echidna)
Lineage: Eukaryota; Metazoa; Chordata; Mammalia; Monotremata; Tachyglossidae
Gene: RALGPS2
Product: Ral GEF with PH domain and SH3 binding motif 2
Exons: 20
Coding region: 150-1901 (583 amino acids)
Biological process (GO): positive regulation of GTPase activity; Ras protein signal transduction
Cellular component (GO): plasma membrane
Molecular function (GO): guanyl-nucleotide exchange factor activity
Source: RefSeq, a predicted model, not a curated record